Exophiala aquamarina CBS 119918 is the source of this 1629-nucleotide messenger RNA. RefSeq lists its product as uncharacterized. Gene Ontology annotation, biological process: transmembrane transport; carbohydrate transport. The transcript has 5 exons. Lineage: Eukaryota; Fungi; Ascomycota; Eurotiomycetes; Chaetothyriales; Herpotrichiellaceae. The record is from RefSeq and is a predicted model, not a curated record. Bases 1 to 1629 code for a protein of 542 amino acids. Gene Ontology annotation, molecular function: carbohydrate:proton symporter activity. Gene Ontology annotation, cellular component: membrane.
AUGUCGUCUGAGAAGCCGAUUACGGAGACUGUCGAGCCUAUGUCGGCUGUCGACAGUCGUAAGCUCGAUGUGGCAGAGGUCAGAGUCGUCAAAGGCAGUGAGGCCUACAACGAGGCGCUCAUUGCCGAAAAACCUCCUGUCUUCCAUCCAACUUCUCUUAAGCUCCUUUUAUGCGUCUUGCUCGGUUUCUUCUGUCAAACCAUGAAUGGAUUCGACGGGUCGUUGUUUGGAGGCUUGACUGCCAACAAAACGUUCCUGGAAUUCUUCGAUGGCGCGAACAAGGGUAUGUGGGCAGGUCUUAUCUCCGCGAUGUAUCAGAUUGGAGGUGUCUGCGCACUCCCCUUUGUAGGGCCAGCGAUAGACACGUGGGGUCGAAGGCCCGGUAUGUUCAUCGGCAGUGUCCUGAUUAUUCUUGGUGCUGUCAUCACUGGUACCACUAUCCAUAACGCUAGUGUCCAUCAAUUCAUGGGCGGCCGUUUCCUGCUUGGAUUUGGCGUUUCCAUUGCUUCUGCUGCUGGGCCGAUCUACGUUGUAGAGACAACCCACCCGGCUUUUCGAGGUAUUGCAACUGCAUACUGCAACACGUUCUGGUUCACCGGCUCCAUUCUGUCGAGCGGCGCCAUCCGAGGCGGCCUCAAUAUCAGCGGCAACACCUCAUGGCAAUUACCGGUUUGGCUUCAAAUCCUUUUCCCAGGUCUCAUUUGCUUGUUCUGCUUCCUCAUUCCCGAGUCUCCAAGAUGGCUAUACGUCAACAACAAAAGAGAAAGCGCGGUCAACAUGCUCACUAAAUGGCAUGGUUAUGGUAAUCGUGAGAAUGCUUGGGUGAAAUUGCAGUUGGAGGAGUAUGAGGAAUUCUUGAAUCUGGAUGGCGCGGAUAAACGCUGGUGGGAUUAUCGUACACUGUUCAACACACGAUCAAGUGUUUAUCGCUUAGCGGCCAACUGCUGCUUCUCCAUAUUUGCGCAAUGGGCGGGCAACGGACCCUUGUCAUAUUUCCUCCCGGCUGUCCUAGAUACCGCUGGUUACACAGAGAGCAUCACACAGGCUAAUAUCCUAUUGGGUUACGCCUGCUUUCAAUUUUUCUUUGCGUUGCUGGGUGCUCGCUUUGUGGACCGCAUCGGUCGUCGACCUCUGAUGCUCUUUUCCAUGGCUGGCUGCUGCCUUGUCUGGAUUGGAGUGACUGCUUCAACUGGCAUCUUUGCAGGGUCUGGACAAACGAAUGACAAUGCCGCCAGAUCAACCGUGGCUUUCAUUUUCUUGUUCGGCGCAGUGUACUCUUUCGGCAUUACGCCUUUGCAAGCACUGUAUCCAGUUGAGGUCUUGUCUUUCGAAAUGAGAGCAAAGGGAAUGGCGUUUUCUAGCCUGGCAGUCAACGCUGGUGGUAUGCUAAACCAAUUUGCGUGGCCCGUGGCCCUUGAUGAUAUUGGUUGGAAGACUUAUAUUGUGUUCAUUGUUUGGUGCGGUAUCCAGACUGCUAUCUGGUACUUCUUCCUCCCAGAAACUCGGAAGAGAACGCUGGAAGAGCUCGACAAAAUAUUCGAGGCGCCGAACCCCGUCAAAUUUUCUCUCAAAGCUCAUAAACUUGCCAUCAAUCAUGAUAAUCAAGUAGUUGCCACCGAGGAUAUUUGA